AUGCAGGGUUUUUAUAGAUGAAGCACACAGAAAAUUGGAGAACAUUUCUUAGAAAAUGCAUGAGUUGGAUGACUGGUGAGAGCUGAUACUGGGCCUUGUCUGUAUAAAUAAAUCUCUUUGGCUCAUUUCAGGGGACCGAAACACCCCUUGAUCAAAAUCCAUUGCAAAUUUCUCUGUAACCUCAACAAGUAACUUCUUGUUCGCAAGAAAUGGCUUGGACGGAUCCUAUUUCUGUGUUGUUCGUGUUUGCCCUUACGCUUGCAUUCCUUUGGAAAAGGAGCAGUUUCUGGGAGAGCAGUAGCCGAAAGCUUCCUCCAGGACCAUGGCCAUUACCACUCAUUGGAAACCUCCACUUACUGGAUCUGAAGAGGCCUUACAAUACCAUGUUGAAGUUCUCCAAACAAUACGGCCCAGUCUACAGCAUCCAACUCGGAGUCCAGAAAAUGGUCGUCCUGGCAGGCUACAAGACUGUAAAGGAGGCUUUGGUGAACCAGGCAGACGCCUUUGCAGACAGGCCUGUGAUCCCAAUUUUUGAUGAAGCUAAUCAUGGCCAUGGUAUUAUUUUUUCUAAUGGUGAGAACUGGAAAGUGAUGAGGCGGUUUGCGAUAAGCACGUUAAGGGACUACGGAAUGGGCAAGAAGACCAUAGAAGACAAAAUUGUUGAGGAGUGCCAUUUCCUAAUACAGAAGUUUGAAUCUUUUGAAGGUAAACCGUUUGAGACUACUACAAUCAUGAAUACUGCUGUUGCCAAUAUUAUAGUGGCCAUAUUACUCAGUAAGCGGUAUGAAUAUGAAGAUCCCACAUUUUUAAGAUUACUACACUUGGUCAAUGAAAACGUCCGGGUCGCGGGAUAUCCCUCAGUCAUGCUGUACAACAUGUUCCCUGCUCUGGGUUUUCUUUCUGGUGGUCGCAAGAUUGUCCUUAAGAACAGGAAUGAACUGCACGCCUUCAUACAGGACACCUUCGUAGAACACCUCAAAGAACUGGAUGCAAAUGACCAGAGAAACUUUAUUGAUGCUUUUCUAAUCCAACAGCAAGAGGAAAAGAACAAGAGCCAGAGCAACAAGUUUUUCCAUAAUGAAAACCUAAAAGCCGUUGUGGCGACCUUAUUUGGCGCCGGCAUGGAGACCACUUCGACGACCUUGCGUUGGGGCCUGUUGCUGAUGAUGAAGUACCCUGAAAUUCAGAAGAAAGUGCAAGAAGAAAUAACAAAGGUCAUCGGAUCCGCUCAGCCACGGAUUGAGCACCGAGCAAAACUGCCCUACACAGAUGCGGUGAUUCAUGAAGUUCAGAGGUUUGGUAAUAUUACACCUACUGCUGUGUCACAUGCCACCAGUACAGAUGUCACUCUUGGAGAUUACUUCAUCCCAAAGGGGACACAUAUCAUCCCAUUACUGUACUCUGUGCUGUACGAUGAAUCUGAGUGGGAGAAACCCUUUCAAUUCUACCCUGAGCACUUCCUUGAUUCCGAAGGAAAGUUUGUCAAGAGAGAUGCCUUCCUGCCUUUCUCUGCAGGUCGGCGAGUGUGUGCUGGUGAGACCCUUGCCAAAAUGGAGCUCUUCCUCUUCUUUGUGAGUCUCCUGCAAAGGUUCACUUUCCAGCCAGCCCCUGGGAUGUCUAAGGAAGACCUGGACCUGACCCCUGCAAUUGCAUUAACUGUGUCUCCAAUGCCCUACAAUUUGUGUGCAUUGCCACGUUCUUAGCAUCCAACCACUUGUGGCUCUCCUCUGCGUCGCAUCCUCCUCUUCAGCACCUUUUUACUUAAUAAGGACACUUGAAUAAACAGGACUUCCCUGUCCUAUCUGCAUUGUCACAGGUCGGCGAGUGUGUGCUGGCGAGACCCUGGCCAAAAUGGAGCUCUUCCUCUUCUUUGUGACUCUCAUGCAAAGGUUCACUUUCCAGCCAGCCCCUGGGAUGUCCACAGAAGACCUGGACCUGACCCCUACAGUUGGAUCAACUGUGUCUCCAGUGCCCUACAGUUUCUGUGCUUUGCAGCGUUCUUAACAGCCCACCGUGCUUACCUCACCUUUGCACUCCAUCCUCCUCUUCUGCACCUUUUUUACUUAAUAAGGACACUUCAGAUUCAGCAGAACCAGACUGUGUUUUGUCACAAACCUUUAUGUUUCAUGUACUUACCUGUGGAACCCCUACAAGCUAAAUCACAGCCAUAACUUAGUUCAAAAUUUGGACUUCACUUCUUGAAUUGUUUGCUGCAUAGAAAAAAAAAACAAACCAAUGUUUCUAUGUCUAAUUUCUCAUAUUGACACAUUACAGAUGUCUUCCAGGCCAUAAAACUGUGAAAGUGAGCUAACAGUAAUCAUAUCCUUCCAAGUGAGAUCCUUCCAAUGGGACCAGCUGUGUAGAUAAAAUAAUUAUCAUUAGUGUUGGGUUUUCCACAUGAAAGCUGCCUCACAAACAUGAAAGGCCACUUGGUUUUCUUACCCAUUUUGCUAAUUCUGGACUUUGUUUGAGCAGUUACACAGCCUCAAGUCAAUGAAGGAUAGAUAAAACAAAGACUACUGUUCGCUGAAUGAGUAAGCAAACCCAACUGAUGUCUUGGUGAAACAAUUUUUCUGUUUGAGAAAGAGACACAGAAAAUUAAAGAUACUGUCUUUGAUUCAGGUGGGUUUUUUUCUGCAGGCAGAAGGGUUUUCUCCCGGAGAGCUCCAGUCUGGCUUAGUGGAAUAAGAUAUGAACAUUCUGAACCUUCAUUUAUCUAUUUUGUUUGCAAUCACACUCUAGUUUAGCCAGAUACUUCGAGGGCACGUCUCUCCUGUCUUUCUAUUCUUAUCCUAGGCAAAUAAAUGACCCUUGUUAAUGCUGUUUUGUACCUGUCAUUACAAGUAUGAAACACUGUGCAUAUUAAAGAUGUCAGUGCUAGUCAUAACAAAAAAAA
Heteronotia binoei (common prickly gecko) is the source of this 2896-nucleotide messenger RNA. RefSeq names its product cytochrome P450 2K6-like. Gene Ontology annotation, biological process: xenobiotic metabolic process. The coding region runs from base 210 to 1703 and encodes 497 amino acids. Gene Ontology annotation, molecular function: heme binding; oxidoreductase activity, acting on paired donors, with incorporation or reduction of molecular oxygen, reduced flavin or flavoprotein as one donor, and incorporation of one atom of oxygen; iron ion binding. The transcript is spliced from 9 exons. The record is from RefSeq and is a predicted model, not a curated record. Gene Ontology annotation, cellular component: cytoplasm; intracellular membrane-bounded organelle. NCBI's taxonomy places the organism in Eukaryota, Metazoa, Chordata, Lepidosauria, Squamata, Gekkonidae.